This is a messenger RNA of Penaeus chinensis, 1561 nucleotides long. RefSeq names its product 2-aminoethanethiol dioxygenase-like. The record is from RefSeq and is a predicted model, not a curated record. The coding region runs from base 62 to 808 and encodes 248 amino acids. Gene Ontology annotation, molecular function: oxidoreductase activity, acting on single donors with incorporation of molecular oxygen, incorporation of two atoms of oxygen. Lineage: Eukaryota; Metazoa; Arthropoda; Malacostraca; Decapoda; Penaeidae. Gene Ontology annotation, cellular component: mitochondrion. The transcript is spliced from 3 exons.
UUAUUGUCUCGGGAUUUUCUUGAAGGGAAUUUGUACCUCUAUUUCCCCUUUUCCCCCCGUAAUGACCUCCCUCAUAAGACAGAUAGGUUCUCUCGCCGUGCGAACCUUCAAGCGAGACCCACAGAUAUCCGCCAGUAAUUUCAUGAGCCAGUAUGAACAGCUAUAUAACAUUCUGAACACUAUAAAAGCCGAGGAUAUCAACCUGGACCUGAGUCUCUUGCAAGACCGAGGAACCUUCAACCCGAGCAGGGAUGGUGCACCUGUUACAUACAUGCAGCUUUAUGAAGACAGCGAUGUUACCAUAUGUGUCUUCAUCCUCAAAACGGGGGUUCGAUUACCCAUGCAUGAUCACCCUGGAAUGCAUGGUCUCCUAAAGGUCUUGCACGGGUCAGUGGCUGUACAGAGUUACAGUUUCAUUGCCAACAUGUGCAUGGAUGGCGUACCAGUAAACCAGUCCCUCUCUGGUAUUUUUCCAGCAAAGAAGCAUGAGGCAGUCACUGUCUCUGCCAGUGAUCCUGCUUGCCGCCUCUUUCCCGAAAAACAAAAUGUGCACGAAAUAUAUUCCCUGGAUGGUCCUGCUGCCUUUCUUGAUAUUUUGUCCCCACCCUAUGGAACAGAUGAACGUCUAGGCAUUGAGAGAGAUUGCCACUAUUACCAAGAAUUAGAUGGGAGUUUUGCACCUCCGCAAGUACCUGAAGGCAGACUUGUGUGGCUUGUAAAUGUUCCAUCCCCAACAGACUUCUGGUGUGAUCAGGCUGAGUAUAGCGGACCUCCAAUUGAAGAGGAUAGUGAUGAAAAUGGAUCCUAAGCUUUCUGUGAGCAAUGAAUUCUGUAUCAGAGAUUCAUAUCAUAUAUAUUUUUUUUUACACAUUUGACCAAAAUUCUAUGCAAGUUUACAUAAGUCAGUUGUGCUUUUUUGUGAUAGAAUCUUUUCUGUUCAUUUCCAGAUGUUUGAAAGGGAUAAGGAAAUAAUGUGUGUAGACAUUCUUCCAUCGUAAGAGUGAUGUAUAAAAAGUUAAGUGGGCUGUGUCUCAGAAGACUUCUGCAAUUCCCGAGAACUCACUUCAUAAGACUGUUUAGUAGUCUCAUAAUCUCAGGAAGUGCAUGUGAAUGUCAGAAAAAAAAGCAGCCAUGCAGUUUUUUGAGCACAUAAAAGAGGUACUCAUAUGUGAUACUAGUACCAGCUCUGGGUAUCUGGACAUUGGGCCCAGUUCUCCAUAAUAAGUGAAGAAGAGCAUUUAUCCUUUGGAAAAAGAACCCUAUACAAAUUCCUUUUCACUGAUAUUAUGGGAUGUUGAUUUUUUUGUUUUGUUUUAUUUUGUUUUCAGUCACAGAGAUAACAGCCCACUUCAGUCUUCGUGAUCAUGUCACACUAGUCAACUUAUUUGUUCCCUUGUGGUAGAUAUGGAAGACAUUUCUUGGAAUUCUUUCCUAAGAAAAAAAACUUUAGUCAAAGUUAUCCUUUUUUUUUUUCUUUUUCUUUUUUUUUUUUCUUUUUUGCUUAUAGCACAGAAACAUUUUUUAAAAAGGAAUCUUUUCUUAGAAGUUUCCUUCUUUUCUC